Molecule: messenger RNA, 2514 nt
Organism: Cyprinodon variegatus (sheepshead minnow)
Lineage: Eukaryota; Metazoa; Chordata; Actinopteri; Cyprinodontiformes; Cyprinodontidae
Gene: irf6
Product: interferon regulatory factor 6
Exons: 8
Coding region: 267-1748 (493 amino acids)
Biological process (GO): regulation of transcription by RNA polymerase II; immune system process
Cellular component (GO): nucleus
Molecular function (GO): DNA-binding transcription factor activity, RNA polymerase II-specific; protein binding; RNA polymerase II cis-regulatory region sequence-specific DNA binding
Source: RefSeq, a predicted model, not a curated record
UGCUACCUGAGUUUCGGUGAGGAGGAGGGGGGUGGAGGACUGAGGUGAGAGGGAAAAAAACACAGAGAUUAUCGUCUGCAGCUCUCUGGGAUACAUUUUUAUCCACUCAUUGUUUUUCAUCGACCUGUCACGUCCAAGUUCACCUUGCGUGGAGUGGGUCUGUGGGGAGUUUGGACCCACACACAGGAAACAGACCAGUUUUUCCCCCCAGCUGCCCAACAAGGAAGAGUUUCCUCCAACUUCCUGCUUUAGUCCAGUCAGCCGGGAUGGCGGUCACCCCUCGACGCGUGCGCCUCAAGCCGUGGCUGGUGGCCCAGGUGGACAGUGGACGGUACCCAGGGCUGGUUUGGAUGGACAGGGAGGCCAUGCGCUUUAGGAUCCCCUGGAAACACGCAACUAGACACACACCUCAACACGAGGAUGAGGACACCAUAUUUAAGGCGUGGGCUGUGGAAACUGGGAAGUUUCAGGAGGGAGUUGAUGAACCCGAUCCCGCCAAGUGGAAAGCCCAGCUUCGAUGUGCCCUCAACAAAAGCCGGGAAUUUAAACUCGUCUAUGACGGCACCAAGGAAGUCCCCAUGAAUCCCUUAAAGAUAUACGAUGUAUGCGAUAUCCCGCAGCCCAACAGUAACCAGACUCCUUCAGAUGCAGGAUCCCAAACCCCCUAUGAUGAGGCAGAUUAUGGAGAAGAAGAUGUUCCAGACACACCAGAGUCUCUUCCUCCGUAUCCAUCCACUAGAGCCAGUCCUUCUCCACUCCUUAUGUGGUCUCCAAUGGGGUCAGAAUCAUCCAUGCAGCCUCCCAGCUGCCCGCCUUCAAAAGAGGUCUGGCCCAAAGAGGAGCCUAAUGAAAUCUGGCCUAAAGAGGAGCCCGUAGAUGUAGAGAUGCCCCCCACCAACCUGGAUGAACUGCCCCCUGCCCCUCUUCCUGACCCCAUCCUGCAGCCGACUCCGCUUCCCGAUGCCUUCUUUGCCUCUCCGGAAAUGUGGAUCAGCUCCCUCCCAAUGACAGACUUGGAGGUCCAGUUCCUGUACAGAGGGAAGGAGGUCUGUCCCACCGUGACUGUGAGCAACCCACAGGGCUGCAGGCUGUUCUACGGGGACCUCGGACCCAUGGUCAACCAGGAGGAGCUGUUCGGGCCCGUGAACCUGGCACAGUUGCGCUUCCCGACCACAGAGCACAUCACCAAUGACAAGCAGAGGAUCUUCACCAAUCGUCUGUUAGAUGUGAUGGACCGAGGACUGAUCCUGGAGGUCAGCGGCCACGAUAUCUACGCCAUUCGUCUCUGCCAGUGCAAGGUGUACUGGUCUGGGCCCUGCGCUCCAAACCCAGCUGCUCCAAAUCUCAUAGAGCGGCAGAAGAAGGUCAAACUGUUCUGUUUGGAGUCUUUUCUCAGCGGUGUGGUAUCUCAACAGCGUGGCCAGGGAUCCAACCCUCCUCAGUUUGAGAUUAGUCUCUGCUUUGGGGAGGAGUGGCCUGAUGGAAGACCCAAAGAGCGCAAACUCAUCAUGGUUCAGGUCAUUCCUGUGGUAGCUCGGAUGAUAAGUGAGAUGUUUUCCGGAGACAACAACCUUUCAUUUGACAGCAGCAGUGUCCGCCUGCAGAUUUCAAUCCCAGAUAUCAAAGACAAUAUAGUGACCCACUUAAAGCAGUUGUACUGCCUAUUGCAGAACCACCAGGGCCAGGAAGGGUGGGCUCUUCCCCCCAACUCAGGCCUGAACAUUGCCCAUGCUCUGCAGACUCAGUAAAGCUGUGAACCAACUAGUAUACAUAUAUCUUUACAAUACUCUCUACUGCAGGGGUCUGCCUCUCUGUUAUCAAAGAAGUACUUGUGUGUAAUCCUGGUUAGAAGUAUGCACUCUAUGAUCUCUAUGCAUUUAAGCUUUUACUGGUAUAUCUGUGUUAUACAGUAGUUUGUGAUAUAGAAAUUGCAUGCCUGAAAUCCUACAUGAGGCUGUGCAGAAGCUAGAGAUAGUUGGUGAUUUUGCAGGCCAAAGUCCAUCUUGCUGGGGAGAAAUAUUUAUCUUUGUUAAUCAGUUACAGGUAUCGACAGUUGUUUUUAUCUACAUCCAGUAUGUGAUCGUUUGACUGUCCCAGACACUUGCGGUUCGAAAAGGGAUCUUAUUUGCUUUUCUAUCAUUAAACUUUAUAGGAAAUUAUAUCUAGGCGUUGUAUAUAUUAAAUAAAAAUAUUGGUAAGUGUGAAUUGAGAUGGACAUGAAUACAGAUUAUUUUCCAGUUCAUGCAGGAAUGUUUGUUCCAGUUGGCCCAACAAUAUAAACCUUUGAAUUUUGAUAAACAUUUGAAUUAGAUCAAUGAUGUUUGCUUUAAGCCUUUUUUUUCUCCAUAUGAAAUGUAAGAUAUUUUUGCACAUUUUUGUUUAGCAGUAGAUUGUUUCCAGAAAACAUUUUACUGACAACAAUUAAGAUAACUAGAUUUUUUUGUUGUUGCUUUUGUUGAGUUCCUCUGUACAUUAAGGUUCUGAAAUGUUUUAUGGUUUGCUGAAUACAUUAAU